AUGGUGAUUGAGACGUUAGGGCGAAUAUUGGCUGUGAUGGAAUAAUCACGUGCGUUUGUUUACAUUAUGCAGUUCGGGCUCGGUAGGCGCUGUAUUAGAAAUAAACAGUUACAAAAUAUUUUCAUUUUAAAUAGAAGUUGAAGGACAAAUCUGAAACUGAGCAAGUUUAAAUCCUGCAGUUUUCUUUUAAUUUACUUAUAGGCUCUUGAGUGUUAAUUUAGAAAUAUGUCCAAGAUUUGUCGUAAGCAAGGAACCACUAAUCAAGGAACCACUUUUGAAUUUAUUCGUCCACUGUUGUAUGGUGUAUUUAUCAACAUGCCUGCUAUUGAAGAAACUGUUUCAAGCUUUUCUGAUAGAACAGGAAAAGAUAAAACUGCACAGAUUGCUUCUCUUUUAAGAGCAGUUACUUGCAUUGACUUAACAACUCUUUCUAGUGAUGAUGCAGAAUGUAAUGUUUACCGGUUAUGUCAUAAGGCUGAAAAUCCUAUUGAUAAAAACUUACUUGACCAACUUGGAAUUACUUCUGAAGAAUUCCAUGUUGGUGCUGUUUGUGUAUAUCCUGCCCAAGUAAAAAAUGCUGUUAGGGCUUUAAAAGAUAUCAAGUCAAAUGUUCCAGUUGCUGCCGUAGCGGCUGGUUUUCCCAGUGCACAGUAUCAUUUGGAUACAAAAUUAGAAGAAAUCAAAUGCUGUAUCAAAGAUGGGGCCAAAGAAAUUGAUAUUGUUAUUAGCCGUCAGUUGGUGCUCAACGGCGAAUGGGAAGUUUUAUAUGAAGAAGUGAAGGCUAUGAGAAAGGCCUGUGGAGUUAAAAUACUGCUCAAGACUAUAAUUGCUGCUGGGGAACUUGGAUCACUUGAGAAUAUAUAUAAAGCAAGCAUUGUAUGUAUGGCAGCUGGUUCUGAUUUUAUAAAGACGUCUACUGGAAAAGAAUCGGUUAAUGCAACAUUGCCCAUUGGAAUGACCAUGGCUCGAGCAAUAAGAGCUUAUUAUGAUCUAACAGGAUAUGAGGUUGGAUUCAAGCCCGCUGGUGGCAUUCGUUCAACUAAAGAGGUUCUUCUGUGGCAAAAUUUAAUGAAAAAAGAACUAGGACCAAAAUGGUUACAUCCACAUUUAUUUCGUAUCGGUGCCAGUGGUCUCCUGAAUGAUAUUGAGAAAAGUAUUUUCUUAUGUGUUAAUGGUUGCAAUCCAUCUAAGCAUGUAUUUACUUAUCAGUAAUACUACUUAUGUGUGAAUUACUUGAUUAAGACAACAAAUUGAAUAUUGUUACAAAAAAAUCUAUAUGUGAUUUGUAUGUUUUGUAUUUAAAUAUUUUUGUCAAUAAAUUUUCAGUUGCGAUUU
Molecule: messenger RNA, 1335 nt
Organism: Argiope bruennichi
Lineage: Eukaryota; Metazoa; Arthropoda; Arachnida; Araneae; Araneidae
Gene: Dera
Product: deoxyribose-phosphate aldolase-like
Exons: 7
Coding region: 226-1212 (328 amino acids)
Biological process (GO): deoxyribonucleotide catabolic process; carbohydrate catabolic process
Cellular component (GO): cytoplasm
Molecular function (GO): deoxyribose-phosphate aldolase activity
Source: RefSeq, a predicted model, not a curated record